Messenger RNA from Lucilia sericata (common green bottle fly), 2840 nucleotides. Its product is annotated as agrin. Gene Ontology annotation, biological process: multicellular organism development; cell differentiation. Lineage: Eukaryota; Metazoa; Arthropoda; Insecta; Diptera; Calliphoridae. Bases 665 to 2692 code for a protein of 675 amino acids. The transcript has 7 exons. The record is from RefSeq and is a predicted model, not a curated record. Gene Ontology annotation, molecular function: protein binding.
GCCAGCCAGUCGUGUCUGCCUUUCACUGGGUAUAUAAAACUAGAAGACAUAACGCGGCAAGCACUCAUUCAGCAUUCGCGCAUCAAACAUUUCUUUUCAUUACGAUUCAGUCGAUCGUUUGUUUAAGUAGUUUUAGUGUUAAAUAAGUGAAAAAAAAAGAAAUAAAUAAAAAAAUAUUUAUAUAAAAUACCCAAGAAAAGAAAGAUUACUUAUACUUAAAUUUCUCGUAUUGCAUACGGUUUGUCACCAGACGUGGUCUUAAAAUUAAAUGGAUCGUGAGGAGGAAAUCAAGAACAUGAAAUAAAAUACACAGACUUGAGAAGAAACACGAAGAAAAUGUUUAUAUAAAUUGCUUUCAAAAUAUAGCAACAACAACGACAAUAACACUGCACUAACAAACAACAAAAAGUGUUGAAAAUAAACAUUUUUAACGAAAAGAAUAAUUAAUUAAAAUUAAAAAAAAAAAAAUACAUUAGAGAAGUUCAAUUGCAAUUGUAUGAAGUUAGUUUAACAACUCUAAAAAACCGUUAUUUUAAAUAUUUAAAGAAAGAAAAAACACAUAAAAGUUCUGCUAAAAAAAUUAAUUACUGCCCAAAAUUAAAUUUAAUUUUGUGAAUAACUAUUGUUAAAAUAGCGAAAGCGUUACAACGAAAGUGCAGUGAAAAUGUUUCGACUAUUGCCAGCAGCCGAAGAAGCAACAACAACAUUAAUACCAAACACAACAAUUAAAAAAAUGAAUACUUUACCAAAAAGUGUUAACAUCAAAAUCAACAGCAAAAAAACUCUACAAUUCUGGCACUGGCGUCAGCAGCUACAACAACAACACCACCAACACCGCCACCAUCAUCAUCAUCGUCAGCAACUUCAUCAACAGCAGCAGCAACUUCAUCCUCUAAUGCUGUUUAUUUGUAUAAUACUGGCUCUUUGCCAGCAUGUUCAUACUGCAGCAGUUACCGAUUCUCCAAUUAAAAUUAUAAAAUUACCUGCACAGGCUCCAGUUAUACGUUAUAGCCGCAUAGAGUUACAACCAGAAGAAAAAUUGGCUGCAGGAAAUGAGUCUCUAUUAGUAACAACGGAAAAUGCGGGAUUGUUGCAACAAACAGAAGCUGAUUUUCAAAAUGAUGAUCCUUUAGGUUUACUCAAUUUGAGUGGAGCCAUGAAUACCUUAAUGCCACGCCAGAAUCGUGGUAGCAACAACAACUGUCCAAGAUCCUGUCCGCCUAGUAUGACAGUGGGUGCUGAGCCAGUAUGUGGUUCGGAUGGUUUGAUUUAUGCCAAUUUAUGUGAUAUGAAAAAGAAAACUUGUUCCAGAAAUGGUGCCAUAAAGCAGGAUGUCAGAGAUGGUUGUGAAAGAGCUCGUGGUUCCGAUUGUAAACAUCGUUGUCCCAGUGAAAAGGAUCCUAUAUGUGGUACUGACGGUCGUACUUACUUAAACAGAUGCAUGUUACGUGUACAAGCUUGUCGUGUUGGCAUGGCUGCGGUAAAGAUGGCCCAUGUAGGACCUUGCAGUAAUACAAGCGCCAUACGCGAAUCUUGUCCCGUGGAUUGUAACAGUGCCCCUAAGGAUGGUCCUAUUUGUGCUUCAGAUGGCAAUGUCUACAAUUCCACCUGCGAAAUGAAACUAUUGACUUGCGGUCAAGGUGUGGUAAAAACCAGCCGUAAGCACUGUCAAUCAACUAGAAUGUGUCGUGAAUCAUGUUGGCGUGUAGCUCGACCCACUUGUGGUUCAGACGGUAGACUUUAUGCUAGUCCCUGUAAAAUGCGUUCCUCCAAUUGUGGCAAACAUGUGUUUGAAGUGCCGCUAUCAUUCUGUAUGUCUCAAGAACGCAAUGGAAAUCAGGUGGAGAACUGUCCCACAGAAUGUCCCAAAACCGAUAGUGCGGCAUAUGUGUGUGGUAGCGAUGGUAAUAUUUACUCUUCUUUGUGUGAAUUAAAAAUGUUAAAUUGUGGGCCCCAGCGUAAAUCUAUACAAAAGAUGAGCAUGGAUAAAUGCAAGACACGUUUAUCUAGAUGUAAACAACUGCCUCCCUGCAAAGAUUUCAAUAAUCUUUUUGGUUCUAUAUUCUCUUCCAAAAAAAGUGAUAAAUUGUGUGGCACUGAUGCCAAGACCUACAAUAAUGAAUGUGAAUUGGCACAUGCUACUUGUUUGAGAGGAGUUAAUUUGGCCCACAUUGGACCCUGUACCGACUUAAAAUCACCGCCCAAAGAUUGUGGUGAACGUUGCACCAAGCAAGAUAUAGAAGGAGGCCCUGUAUGUGGUUCUGAUGGCAACACUUAUGCCUCCAAUUGUGAAUUUAAACGUAGAACUUGUCAUUUAAGAGUUGUACAAGUAUCCUUGAAAAACUGCCUUUUAACAGCAGACUGUGAAACCGAUUGUGAUGCCCAACCGCCCAAUUUCGUGUGUGGUUCGGAUAAUAAAUUCUAUAAAUCAGAAUGUCAUAUGCGCAAAGAAAAUUGUGGCAAACACGUUUUCGUUGUGCCCCUAAAAAGAUGUCUAAGUAAUGUGCAAUUUAAAGGAUGUGCCAAAAUAUGUCCACCCGACUUUGAACCCGUGUGUGGUACCGACAAUAUGACCUAUUCGAAUGAGUGCUUUUUGGAUAUGGAAAACUGUCAUAGCAAUAACACAAUAGCGAUAUUACAUUAUGGUGCUUGCGGUCGACCAGAAGCACCCUCAACGAAUUUCUUAUAUUAAUAAUAUUUCAUCAUUGUUGUCCACAGUUGUCUAGUUGAAAAUUGAAGAACAACAUUAAAUUUGCUAAACGAACGAUUAUUUUUUUUACAUAUUUAAUAUAUUUAUGAAAUUAUUUAUUUAUUUGCUUAGUUUAAUAAUUGUUAUACGA